Molecule: messenger RNA, 724 nt
Organism: Monopterus albus (swamp eel)
Lineage: Eukaryota; Metazoa; Chordata; Actinopteri; Synbranchiformes; Synbranchidae
Gene: ppil1
Product: peptidylprolyl isomerase (cyclophilin)-like 1
Exons: 4
Coding region: 168-668 (166 amino acids)
Biological process (GO): protein peptidyl-prolyl isomerization; protein folding
Cellular component (GO): catalytic step 2 spliceosome
Molecular function (GO): peptidyl-prolyl cis-trans isomerase activity
Source: RefSeq, a predicted model, not a curated record
UCAAUCGUGGCUGACUUCUUCUACCAUUAAGCGGUAACCAUAGAAGAAGUAGCCCCCCUAGGUAGUUGUGAAUGAAUGUGCUAACGCCUAAAGCGCCUGAUAAGUCACGUUAUAUUUAUUCAGAACACUUGUUCAGAGACUGCUGACGUCUACUGUUUGGAGUGAUAAUGUCAGGGAUACCUCCAGACACAUGGCAGCCGCCCACGGUAGUUUUGGAGACGACGAUGGGGACUGUUGCUCUGGAGCUGUACUGGAACCAUGCACCAAAGACCUGUAAGAACUUUGCAGAGCUGGCCCGAAGAGGCUAUUACAACGGCACCAAGUUUCACCGGAUAAUCAAAGACUUCAUGGUGCAAGGAGGAGACCCAACAGGGACAGGCCGUGGUGGUGCCUCCAUAUUUGGUAAACAGUUUGAAGAUGAACUGAACCCAGAACUGAAAUUCACAGGUGCUGGUAUUUUGGCGAUGGCCAAUGCAGGACCGGACACCAAUGGAAGCCAGUUCUUCCUCACUCUCGGACCCACUCAGUGGCUGGAUGGAAAGCACACUAUUUUUGGAAGAGUAUACCAGGGGAUGGGAGUGCUGAAUCGUAUUGGGAUGGUGGAGACAAACAGCCAAGAUCGUGCGAUUGAUGAUAUCAAAAUUAUCAGAGCUAGUCUACCCAAUUAAGCAAAUGUUGUUUUUUAUUGCAGAUUUUUAAAAUAAAUGUCUGUUAACUGUUUAAA